AUGGUCACCCUGGCAAAAGCUCUUGCCCAAUUCGGCUAUUAUACAUUCGACAAUUUGUUGACGCUUACUGAAAAUCUCCUAAACAUUGUUGACAAUAGCCCACAUAGAGCUCAAACGGCCCGUACCGUAUCCCAUGGAAUGACGAUGAUCCAUCGAGUCACCCAAUCAAUGAUUGGUGGCCGUUCCUUAACGUUGGACGGGCCAUCAAAAAGUACCGAGAAGAGCUCGAUAGAGGAUACGUUUGUAAUGGACGUCCGUCGGGAUUAUCGCAUCACGAUGGCAUUGUCAUGGUUCAAGAGGAAUUUCCCUUGUGAUGAACAUGGUGUCCUAAAUCAAACUGCA
Messenger RNA from Strongylus vulgaris, 342 nucleotides. NCBI's taxonomy places the organism in Eukaryota, Metazoa, Nematoda, Chromadorea, Rhabditida, Strongylidae. The record is from the annotation of a GenBank genome assembly.